ACUGGCCGUAAUAAUAGGCUCUAUGGCGGGCGGAGGGGGGGCUUCGGCACACCUGAACAGCCCGCUAUGGAAGGUGAGCAGGAUGAGCGCAGAUCGCGGACACGAGCGCCAGAGGAGCGCGCGCAUGGAGGCGGAGGUUCGGCUCGGGAUGCGCAGUGAGGAGGAGAGGCUCCAGACCUUCCACAACUGGCCCAGCGACGCUGCAGUGAGUCCAGAGGAGCUCGCACGGGCUGGCUUUCACUAUCUGGGCUACGGGGAUACGGUGCAGUGCUUCUGUUGUGAGGGCAUCCUGAGGCACUGGGUGGAUGGAGACACGCCGCGAGGGGAGCACGAGAGGCACUUCCCCACCUGUGGAUUGAUGAGAGGCAGGGAUGUGGGCAAUGUCCCGCGGGGCUCCUCUGAUUCUGUGGACGGUCAGCUGCUGAGUCAGCUUCAGCGCUUGACCAUGGACGAGCAGGGCCUGACCGGACAGGCUGCAUACUCGGAGAUGGAGACGGAGGACAACAGGCGAUCUACCUUCCACAACUGGCCCACAGGAGCAGCAGUGCAGCCCGACACACUGGCACGCGCUGGAUUCUUCUACACAGGUCAUGGUGACAACGUAAAGUGUUUCUUCUGUGAUGGUGGUUUGAGGAACUGGGAACCAGGAGACGAUCCCUGGCAGGAGCAUGCCAAAUGGUUUCCACAAUGUGAGUAUUUGCUGCAAUCCAGAGGACAGGAAUACGUGCGUAACGUCCAGCAGUCUUUCUUCAACAUGAAUGGGAGAGGGGGUGGAUCUCUAUCAUCAGCUGCAGGAAACAUUACACCAGUGCGCUCAGACCUGAGUCCAGAGGAGCAGCUAAGGCAGCUUCAGGAGGAGAGGACCUGUAAGGUCUGCAUGGACAAACUGGUGUCCAUGGUCUUCAUCCCCUGCGGUCAUCUGGUGGUCUGCAGCGACUGUGCCGCCAGUCUGCGUCACUGCCCCAUUUGCAGAGCGGUCAUCCGGGGCAGCGUGAGAGCAUUCAUGUCCUGAAGAUCAAAAACACACACUCACAAACGCCAUUAAAAGAUUAGUUCACUUCUA
Molecule: messenger RNA, 1063 nt
Organism: Danio rerio (zebrafish)
Lineage: Eukaryota; Metazoa; Chordata; Actinopteri; Cypriniformes; Danionidae
Gene: birc7
Product: baculoviral IAP repeat containing 7
Biological process (GO): negative regulation of apoptotic process
Cellular component (GO): cytoplasm
Molecular function (GO): metal ion binding; ubiquitin protein ligase activity
Source: RefSeq, marked validated